Molecule: messenger RNA, 4779 nt
Organism: Fusarium odoratissimum NRRL 54006
Lineage: Eukaryota; Fungi; Ascomycota; Sordariomycetes; Hypocreales; Nectriaceae
Exons: 3
Coding region: 776-2032 (418 amino acids)
Biological process (GO): proteasome-mediated ubiquitin-dependent protein catabolic process
Cellular component (GO): GID complex; nucleus; cytoplasm
Molecular function (GO): protein binding; ubiquitin protein ligase activity
Source: RefSeq, a predicted model, not a curated record
CAUAACAAUGCUGAUAUUGACUUUUGAUUCCAAGAAUACACUCAUUUCCCUCCAAGCAAGGAUAGCCCAGGUGCCACAGAGACGUUCGUGUAUUGGAGCCAAGUCUGCAGUGCAUAUCCAGUACGAUCCUCAAGCCUCUCAACUGUGAGAUAUCAGAAUCGAAACCGUGUUUCUCCACCAUGAUCUAUUUGCUUCAUGCAGCCAGCCGACUCUGUGUUGAACGGACCACUGAUGGUUUGCGGGAUAAAAGGCAUCUUGUCAUACCAGAACCAGAUGCAGGCUGAUGACGAACACGAGGUUGAAGUCGAUACGCUAGUCUUGUAUGUAGCAUUUCCUCCGAAUAUCGUUGUUUCUUUGUUAAGCAACUGAUAACAUUUGAACGAGGACCUACCUAUACUUAGGCAGGUACGCAAAUAUCUGCGUAGAGAUAUAGCUAAGGUAAAUUCUCUUUUAGUUCUAUCUUUUCAUACUCUCUCUUUCUUCGCUUACAGCGGGAAUCACUCCCAAGACGGGGCCCCACAUACCCAUAUUCCGAAGGCGGGACGGGGAGUAGAGGACUGCAUGAUGCACUGCACAGUUAGGAGGUACGUACCUAGCUUCCAUUGGAGCACCCACCUCAUGACACAACCCACUUCACUUUGACUUCACCUUACGAUAACGACUUAUCAAUCACAAUCAUCGGAGCUUAAUAAGCCUUCCGCCUUCUACGGGCGCUACAUGCGAUUGUUUACUAUCUGAGUAAUCGAUCUAUCCCUUCCACAAGCAAACAUUCAUAAUGGGCGAUCACGAAAGUUCCCAGAUCAGACAUAACGAGCAUCUGCUGCUUGACCAACCUUUGCUUCGCCUCCCCUCCGAACUCCUUCGAAAGAACUUCCGCACGGCUCAUUUCACAAUCGAGAAAGACACAGCCGCCCUAAAGACAUUACUCAAAGAUUCAGCCACCGCUGCCGUCUCCGGCCGCGCAUCACAGCAAGAUGUCCUUCGUAACAUCGACGCAAUGGUGUCCCGCAUGCGAGGUUUGAAGCGCAAACUCAAUGCGAGCGCCGCUGAGGAGGCUCGUCUGCAUACACAGACAGCUGCCCGCAUCUCACAUCUCGACGAACUAUACAAGAUGGAUACAGUGGAGGACGUUAAGUACGAAACAUGGAGUAGGAAGAGGCUCGAUCGCCUUUUGGCAGACUACCUGCUUCGCCAUGGAUACAAUGACACUGCAAAGGAGCUGGCCGAGCAGCGUGGUAUUACCGAUCUCGUUGAUAUCGACACCUUUGUUGCUGCAAGUCGUGUCAGAGAUUCUCUUCUGAAGCAGAGCGUGGUUGAAGCUCUGGCGUGGUGCACCGAUAAUAAGAAGGAGUUAAGGAAGAUGGAGAGUAAGCUCGAGUUCAUGCUUCGCUUUCAACAAUAUAUCGAGCUGGUCCGCUCGCAAUCCUCGGCCAAACUCACUGAAGCCAUUGCUCACGCAAAGAAACAUCUCAUUCCUUACCGGGCCACAUUCCCCCGAGAAGUUCAGCAGGUCUGUGGUUUGCUUGCCUUUCCCCCUGGUGGUGCAUCUGCCGCCGCUCCCUAUGGAGAUCUGUAUAAACCUUCCCGCUGGGCUGACCUUGCCAACCUCUUCACAACAACCCACAAUCAACUCCUUGCCCUCCCUGCAGUCCCACUCCUUCACGUUGCACUCUCUUCUGGUCUAUCAGCCCUCAAAACACCUGCAUGCCACACGGACCCAAUGCACUCAUCAGAUAGUCCAUCUGCCCAAAGCACAUCCGAUAUCGCAGCAGCAGCUUCGACUCUCGGCCACGGCGUUUGUCCCAUCUGUUCCACUGAACUCAAUGAGCUUGCCCGGAAUGUGCCGUACGCUCACCAUACUCAGAGUCAUGUAGAGCACGAUCUCAGGCUACUGCCUAAUGGUAGCGUCUAUGGAAGGGACCGCCUUGAAAUACAGGCGAGGAAGAAUAAUUUGCCUUCUGAUCAGGUUAAGGACCUCCGGACAGGCGAUAUCUUCCCAGUUGAGUCACUGAAGAAGGUUUAUAUCACGUAAAGAGUUCAUCGCUGGGGACUGAUGAUGCGUAAAAGAAAUUUCUGGUUAGAUAUUGGCGUUUACUACAUGGAUAGGUGUUCCGGUUUUCAUCACAUUGUACAAUACAAAGUCACUGCGAGCCAGCGGCUUAGACAUAGCGCUGCCAUCCAUCUUUGACGGGCAUCAUGUCAUAGCACAACUUAAAAUUGGACAAAAUAAACAACUUUGCGAAGCUCAAAUUCAAAGGUGCCAACUCCUAGUUAACCAUACAAUACAGUAUACAACAGCGGCGCCGACACCAACUGACACGUAUGAUCCCCUCCCAACCGUCCUUACCGGUCCCUUUUUUUCCCCAUUGGAUUCCUGAAACUUCCGAAAGUCAUUAUAUCAAAAUCGUAAACCUAGGCAGAAUGUAUUGGAGCGGGAAGCGAAGAGCAUGGUAGCAUAGAGGUAUGAUAUCUCACUGUACAGACCCACUUCAUGUAGAGAAGCCAAUAACUAUGCUUUUGGCAUAAUGAACGGUCAUAACGAAAGAGGAAUAGGUUGAUGGUAAAGAGCAAAAUGCAAGGCAUAGAAAACAUUAAUACUAUCGGCAUAGUCCAUAGCCCGCCCAGUGGGGUAACAGCCCUUGGGGAUGAGCCUCUCAUCGGUUUCCGCCGAAUGCGAAGUUGCCAAAUACACCACCGCCUCCACCAGGAGUCAUAGGCCCAGUGUUGAUGGUGCCGUUAUGCCCUUGUGGUCCUGGGGUGGUGGCUAACGCAGCAUUUGUCGUGUUAGGGGUGCUAGGUCCGUUGCCAUUUGUUUGCCCAUCAUUGCCGCUUUGCUGGUUCAUCAUUGACAUGACAAGGCUGGAAUUUGAGUCAGGGAAGCCCAAGCCCCAGACCUUGCCAACAUGCUCAUCAGGAAUAUCACCGGCAAAUAUCUUAUCGCGCAUAGAGAAGAAGACCUUUCCGGUGAGUAACGAAUCAGAGCCUGCUUGGUGGGCAGAGCCAACACGUUUAAUCUUGAGGGUUUCGGCAAUGUUCUCAAGUCCAGAUUUAUGCUCAAACUUUUGCAGGAUCUCAGUGCUACUGGGAUCGCUGGGUGUAAGAAGGCCGGAGUUGUGUAACCUGAUGGCGUGCUUCAUGAGGUGCUUCACGUCGUACGUCGUGGGGAAGUAGAGCUUCAUCUUGUGGUCAAAAUCGACUUCGUCGUUGGGCAAUGGUAAGCAGAUCAGCAGCUUGGUCAGGUAGCCGAAAUCGUAACCGCCAUGGAACGAUAUCCACUUGACGUUAUCGAAGCAGACAAGACCAGAAGGAAUCAGAAGGGAGGCGAACUCGUGAGGAUCAAUGCCAUCACGUUCGAGAGCAUUAAAGUCGAUCCCGGCUUGCUGAAGUGACUCGAUCGAUUUCUCGUUAUACAUGUCGUCCUUCAAUGAGAACUUAAAGUUGAACUGCCACGAACAAGGGAAAGGAGCAUUAGUCGCUGCCCUUUGAGCGGCUGUGCCAAGCUUCAGAUCGUUUGUGGGCCGUGGAGGGGGGGUCUCGCCGUCUUCGUUAAAGAAGGUGAGCCCUAUUUGGAUGACCCUCAGCAUAUCGACGUUGGUUCGUAGGCAUUGGUAGUGAUAAUCACUCUUCCCUCUGAAUCCUCCCAUGGGCCUUGAAACGACACCUGGAAAUUCGGUAUCCUUUUCACACCCAUUGAUUAGCACAUCUUCAAAAAUGAUGCUCAUUCCUCAAGCCUUACCAUCGCAAUGUAAGGAUACUUGUCCACCAAGUCUCGCAAUACGGCCAUUUCUUCGUGCAAGUUGUGCUUCCAUACUUCCCGUAUCCUACCCUUGUUAGGAUGUGUCCUGAUUCCUGGGUGUUCCAUCAACAUGUUCUGGUGAACCUGCCCGUGUUGUGGUUGUUGUAGGGCGGCUGCAGGGCCAUGGAAACCCAUUCUUGCACUUUGACUACCAAAUCCUGUAUCGGCGAACCCCUGGCCAUUGAGGCCGGCUGUCGUAAAAGCAUUGCUGUUGGCAGCAGAGAAGGGUCCCAGCUGUGUGUUGGCGUUCAGGUACUGGUUCCCGCCUAAAUGGCCACCCUGUUGUUGGGCAUGGGAGGGGAAGCCACCCUGGUGGUAUGGCGCUGCCACAGCAGGCCCCCCGCCAAAACCCCUAAGUUGCGGCGGCGGCAUGUGGUUCUGUCCAGGGAAGUGUUUGUUUCUGUUGGAGGGCUGUCUGGUACGAGUGCCUCGGGAGCGUUGGAGGGGUUGCCAAUGUCUGGCUCCUGAACGCAAAUGCGAUGAGCGCGGGUGGUGAUUGGCGGUAGUCCUUUGUGCUUGGUUUGAUUGUGUGCCAGAACCUGGAGGUUCUGAAUUCGAAAUAGAGCUCUCAGUCGCUGGAUUGACCAAGGAUGGCUUCUAACGCCCGAAUGGUUUCUAACGCGACGAUUUGAAGUGAUACGUGUUACCUCGACUACCGCGACCGUUGUUCAUUGAGACAACGUGGGAGUAUUGCCAAGAUUACAAAGUAUUUCUCUGAUCUUCUCGAGUGGCUGCGAUAGCGAUAGAUGUCGUCGAAUGCUGUCGGUGGUAUAUGUGAUUUCGUUUCGAAUGGUGGAGAGGAGUGACGAUAGAGAUAAAGAUAUGCGCCGACUGGAUUCCUCGUCGAAGAUGGUAAAAAGCUUCGCUAGUUACUCGGGGCCGGUCUCUUCCUUGCUGAGAUUCUAUAAAAAGCGUCGAAUGUCCCUUGGAAGGUUUAAAGUCUGAAUAAGUCAAUUGAUGGCAUAGACUACGUCCUCUAGACU